Penicillium oxalicum is the source of this 1080-nucleotide messenger RNA. RefSeq lists its product as uncharacterized. The record is from RefSeq and is a predicted model, not a curated record. Lineage: Eukaryota; Fungi; Ascomycota; Eurotiomycetes; Eurotiales; Aspergillaceae. The transcript has a single exon. The coding region runs from base 1 to 1080 and encodes 359 amino acids.
AUGGGCUCCAUCGGAUCAGUCCUGCCUAUCCACGCUUCCAAUGACUCCUCUUCGGGGGCGACCCCUACACGGCUACUCAUCUUGAGUGUGCCCCGCACUGCGUCGAACUUGUUCGCAAAGGUUCUGAAUGUGGCCAAUCAGCCCUAUCUGAAGACGAAUCCAUUCACUGGAUAUUUUUUCUACCCUGCCUUCACCUCCGUGGCGAUGGAGAACCUAGCGGCCAAAGAUCCAAAGGACUGGCCCUCUGAGCAGCGACAAAAAUACAUCGACCUCUGUCAGCAAUGCUUGGAUAAUUUGGAAGAUAUGUCUCAGCAGGCCCAGGCCGAAAACAAAGUUGCUUGUGCCAAGGAGCAUGUGGCGUGGCUGAUCGAUCCAGAGCUCUUCUUUUUAUCGAAAUGUGACCGCACGAAUAUGGAGAGUCUACUACGCGUCCAGGUUCCAAAAGAGUACGGCCAAUCACAAACCUAUACCCAGCCCACCUUUUUGCCCGACGAAUACCUACGGACGUGGCAGAUGGCGUUCACCAUUCGCCACCCAGCUUUGGCAUAUCCUUCCCUGUAUCGCGCCCUCAAGAAAGCGGGAGAAGGGGGCUUCGUUGACGAGGAUGGCAUCAGAGGCGCCUCCUUGAGCAACAUGACCCUGCGCUGGACUCGUGCAAUGUACGAUUGGUGUAUGCACCAACCCGGCAUGUCCGCUCCUCUUAUCAUCGAUGCACAUGAUUUGAUCCACACGCCUGAGGUCAUGCUGAAGUUCUGUGACCAGACGGGGCUUGACAAGGCGAGCUUGCAAUUCGAGUGGAGCAAGGACGGGAAGAAAAAGUCCGACCACUGGGCUGAGAUUGACAAAAACAACCCAGAACUCGUCGAGAAUCACAGAAGGGCUGCUAGUAUCAUGCUCUCGACACUGGAAGCCUCCACUGGCCUGAUGAAGGACAAGACACCAGCCCAGGUUGACAUUGCGGCUGAGUCGGCCAAGUGGGAAGACGAGUUUGGUAAAGAGUUUGCCGAGCUCAUUGAAACGGCCGUUCAGAAUUCCAUGGAAGAUUAUGAAUAUCUGAAGGCUCGGCGUUUGACUGUCUGA